Rana temporaria (common frog) is the source of this 1437-nucleotide messenger RNA. RefSeq names its product sphingosine-1-phosphate receptor 4 (gene S1PR4). The coding region runs from base 82 to 1200 and encodes 372 amino acids. The record is from RefSeq and is a predicted model, not a curated record. Gene Ontology annotation, cellular component: membrane. NCBI's taxonomy places the organism in Eukaryota, Metazoa, Chordata, Amphibia, Anura, Ranidae. Gene Ontology annotation, molecular function: sphingosine-1-phosphate receptor activity. The transcript has 3 exons. Gene Ontology annotation, biological process: G protein-coupled receptor signaling pathway.
AGCUGUCAUUCUUCUAUCAUCACCUGAACCCUUACACACAGUGACCAUCACCUACCUGACAGACUCUGGUCCCAGGUCACCAUGAUGAACCUGACACGCAACCAGUGUCUGGAGUCAGUGGCCAAGGGCAAUGUUAACAUUAUUCUACUGCAUUACAAUCAAACUGGACGACUAAAUGGCCGACCAAGGACGGGUGUCAGUUUCCUGACCAUACUCUUCAUUUUCAUCAGCAUUCUCAUCAUUUUUGAAAAUCUCAUGGUGCUGCUGGCCUUGCUCAGAUUUCUGCGCUUAAAACGGUGGGUUCAUUGCUGUCUAGCCAACAUUGCAUUCAGCGAUCUUCUGGCUGGCAUUUCAUACCUAAUUAACAUCUGCCUCUCAGGACCCACUACGUUCCGGCUGACUCCGCAACUUUGGUUUCUAAGGGAGGGUCUCCUUUUUACCACUCUAGCCGCCUCCACCUUUAGCUUAUUGAUAACUGCUGUGGAGCGGUACAGUACCAUGGUGAUUUCAAUGGCAGAGCGGCAACCUGACAAGCUAAUUCGAGUCCAAGGACUGAUCAUCUUAAGCUGGGUAUUAGCUGCUGCAGUUGGGUUCUUACCUUUGCUUGGAUGGAACUGCCUAUGCCACAUCGAAGAUUGCUCCAGCCUUCUUCCUCUUUAUUCUAGGAACUAUAUUGUAUUUAGUCUUGGACUCUUAGGUAUUACUCUGCUUGGUAUAAUUGGCUUUUACUGCACUAUAUAUUACUUUGUGUGUACAAGUGCAAAACGUGUAACAGCCACCCACCAGAGUCGACGUGCCUUCCACUUGCUUCAAACCGUUCUCAUCAUUUUGGGCUGUUUUGUCAUUUGCUGGAGCCCACUUUUUCUCUUCCUUUUGGUGGAUUCUGCAUGUACUCCUCCUUCUUGCAAAUCUCCCCUGGGACUUGAGUGGGUUCUGGCUUUAGCAGUUUUGAAUUCAGCUUUUAACCCACUUAUUUAUUCACUGAGGAGCUCAGAGGUCCGCAGGGCAAUAUUUGCACUCCUAUGGUGUGCCUGCAGUUGGGCAGGAAUGAAACCACCUGCAUGCUGCCAGCAAGUCACAGAAAUCACUUCAGGUUCUUCAAAUGAGAGUUCAAUUAAGCGAAGAAGCAGCGCACGCCUUUCACGAAACUUUAGCUUUAGGAGUCCUGUCACCAGUGUUUCAAGUGUGCCCAGUCAGUGAGCAGGUUUUUUUUUAUUUAAAUCAAUCAGAAUCCUUUUUUUUUACUAUUAACAUAUGCCUGAGAGGCCUUAAUAGUAAAGUAUGACCUCGGCAGUCUAAAAUGUGACAAUGGACAAUGUAUCUGAUCAGUCAUUCACAAAAUGUUUAAUGUGUUUUAGCUAGCACAAUUGUAAGAAAUGUGACAGUACAUCCAGGGGCGGACUGACCAUUCGGGCACUGCCCGAGGGCCCCAUGCCA